CAUCAGUUUGUAGCCAUAACCCAACUUUACAGCAACAUGUUGCUGUUGGAUAUUUGCAUCUAUGCCAGCCUCAUGCUGUCCCUCCCUCAGUGCACGUAUCAAUCAUGCAUAGAUGGGAAACCUAAACAGUGCGUAGAAGCAGAAUUUGCUCCAGGUACUAAUUUAGCUGGCGAAGGCUUUGAUAUCACCAAAAUGGAGCGUAAAGGAGCCUUUGUGCUCAACAUGAAUCAGUGGGAACGUAAAGACAAAACCUGCACCCUUUGUAUCAACCCCUUUCUGGAGAACAAAAAGCAAAAGCUCCCCUUAUCGGUGGUGGACUGGAGACCAAAUCAGUCCUGCAGCAGGAGAGUGACCAGUACACUCCACCGAUCCAGUGAGUCUCUCGUCAGUUCUAGAUCCUCUUCUGUGGAAAACAACUGGAAGAGCGGAUUAGAUUUCGGCUUAGCAAAGAAAGGCGCCUCAUUGAUGCUAGCUGGUACAAAUUCCAAACUCGCUAAAUACUCCAUGGAAAAAACAAAGAAUGACAAGUUCAGCUUCACUAGCCAAAGCAUGUCCUGUGAGUACUACAGCUACAGAGUGUCUGGCACUCCUAAGUUGCACAGAGAAUUUCACAAAGCAAUGAAGCAGCUCCCCAAAAUCUACAGCCCUGAAAACAAGCAGCAAUUUUACAAAUUGAUUGACAACUUUGGCACACAUUACAUCACCAAGGUGAAGUUGGGAGGAAGUGUUCAAUCUGUGACCAGCAUCAGGGAGUGCCAGGCCAGCCUGCAGGGCCUCAGCGUGGACGAGGUGCAGAAGUGCCUGGAAGUUGAGGCGUCUGUCAGCACUCUUCACACUUCAGUAAAAUAUGAAGCAAAACAAUGCAAGCAGGAUAUCGAAAAGACGGACAGGAAGUCGGCAUUCUCGAGCCUCUUCAACGACAGGUUCACAGAAAUAAAGGGGGGCCAUACAACAGAGCCAGACCUUCUCUUCUCUGCUGACAAAGAUCCAUCAGCCUACAAAGAAUGGCUGAACUCGCUACCACAGAACCCUGACAUAGUCUCAUAUUCCCUCGACUCUCUGCAUGAGUUACUGCCUACUAACACCUCUGCACGGAAGAACCUGCGCUCAGCUAUCAGCCAUUACAUCCUGGAGAAAGCUCUGUGGAAGAACUGUAGCGAACGCUGUCAGGCUGGGAGGAAGAGCAACCCGACAGAUAGCUGCGUCUGCCAAUGCCACAAUGACCCUGCUGUAAACCAAGACUGCUGCCCCACCCGUAAGGGCAUGGCACGGGUCAUCAUUACUGUACAACGAGCUUCUGGUCUUUGGGGAGAUUACAUCACAGCCACAGAUGGCUAUGUCAAGGUGUUCUUCGGCAGGCAAAUGGUCCACCGUACUUCUGUCAUUUACAACAACAACUACCCGCGCUGGGCUGCGACAGUCGAACUGGGAACCCAGGAUUUAUUUUCAGGAAAAGUGAGAUUUGAAGUGUGGGAUGAGGACAACAAGUGGGACGACGACCUGUUGGGAAAAUGUGAGCAAGUUCUGUCUGCUGGAGUCAAGGACGGUGUCUGUCAACUCAAUCAUGGCCAGCUGUUCUUCAAAUUGGAUGUGACAUGCGCUCCAAGUCUGAGUGGAGAUACAUGCAAAGACUAUAAAGCCUCGCCUAUGAGUCAAAGUCUGAUGAAGCUGUAUGUGUCCCGUCAUGCACAUCCUGUUCCAAAGGCCGUCCUCUUAGAGAUGGGUGUGUUUGUGGAUGAAACAAGCUCACAGAGAAACCAGAGUCUUACUGCCCAGAGCCAAAAGUUUGAUUUGAUGUGACCCCCAUGUUUAGCUUUCCUGAUGUUUUUAUUCAAGGUAUCAACACGUUGUCAAUUUAUUGAUAUAGUUAAUCUGAGCAAAAAGCGUCAUUUAUUAUCGCCAUCCCUUAUUAAAGCUCCACUGAUCACGAAAGAUGAGAGUACAUCAAUUCGGAGAGAGUAGUUGAAUUU
Centropristis striata (black sea bass) is the source of this 1970-nucleotide messenger RNA. RefSeq names its product perforin-1-like. Gene Ontology annotation, molecular function: calcium ion binding; pore-forming activity. The coding region runs from base 37 to 1800 and encodes 587 amino acids. The record is from RefSeq and is a predicted model, not a curated record. NCBI's taxonomy places the organism in Eukaryota, Metazoa, Chordata, Actinopteri, Perciformes, Serranidae. The transcript is spliced from 4 exons. Gene Ontology annotation, biological process: leukocyte mediated cytotoxicity.